CAGUGGACCCCGCUCUCGAGCGGCCAAGGAAGGAUCGGGAACCUUCGUGAGGCUGAGAGCUGGGAGGGAAGGAAACAGAAUCGGAUUUCGCGGAGCCGGAAGGAAAGAUGUUCACUGUGCUGACCCGUCAACCUUGCGAACAAGCAGGCCUCAAGGCCCUCUCUCGAACUCCAGCCAUCAUCGCCUUGGUGGUCUUGCUUUUGAGCGUUGUGGUUCUCGUGGCCAUCACACUCAUCCAGAUUCACCAGAAAGAGGUUCUUCUUCCCGGACUGAAGUAUGGAAUCGUGCUCGAUGCCGGCUCUUCCAGGACGACAGUCUACGUAUACCAGUGGCCAGCGGAGAAGGAGAAUAAUACUGGAGUGGUCAGCCAAACCUGCAAAUGUAACGUGAAAGGCUCUGGGAUCUCCAGCUAUGGGAAAAAUCCCCAAGAUGCCCCCAAAGCCUUCGAGGAUUGCAUGCAAAAAGUCAAGGAGCAGAUUCCAGCCCACCUCCAUAGAUCCACCCGCAUGUACCUGGGGGCCACGGCUGGGAUGCGUUUGCUGAGGUUGCAAAAUGAAACAACAGCUAAUGAAGUCCUUGCAAGCAUCCAAAACUACUUCAAGUUUCAGCCCUUUGAUUUUAGGGGUGCUCAAAUCAUUUCUGGGCAAGAGGAAGGGAUAUAUGGAUGGAUUACAGCCAACUAUUUAAUGGGAAAUUUCCUGGAGAAGGACCUGUGGCAUAUGUGGGUGCAUCCAAAUGGAGUGCAGACGACCGGUGCCCUGGAUUUGGGCGGCGCCUCCACCCAAAUAUCCUUUGCGGUGGGAGAGAAGGUGGAGCUGAACACCAGUGACAUCACGAAGGUGUCCCUCUAUGGCUACGUGUACACGCUCUACACGCGUAGUUUCCAGUGCUAUGGCCGGAACGAGGCUGAGAAGAGGUUUCUGGCAAUGCUCCUUCAGAAUUCUACCACCGGAACCAAUCUCACCAAUCCCUGCUACCCUCGGAAUUAUAUCACCAGCUUCCCUGGGGGCCACAUAUUCGACAGCCUGUGCACGGAAGAUCUGAGGCCUCGAAUUUAUAACUCUGAUGACAUCAUCACUUUUGAAGGAACUGGGGACCCAUCGCUGUGUAGGGAAAAGGUGGCUUCCCUAUUUACCUUCAAAGCUUGCCAUGACCAAGAAGUCUGCUGCUUUGAUGGGAUUUAUCAGCCAAAAGUUAAAGGGUCAUUUGUGGCUUUUGCAGGAUUCUACUACACAGCCACUGCUUUAAAUCUUUCAGGGAGCUUUUCCCUGAACAACUUCAACUCCAACACCUGGAAUUUCUGCUCACAGAAUUGGAGUCAGCUGCUUCCCCAGUUUGAGGAGGUGUACGCCCGCUCCUACUGCUUUUCAGCCCACUAUAUCUACCACUUGCUUGUAGGUGGGUACAAAUUCACCGAGGAGACCUGGCCCCAAAUACAUUUUAAAAAAGAAGUGGAAAAUAGCAGCAUAGCCUGGUCUCUUGGCUACAUGCUCAGCCUGACCAACCAGAUCCCAGCAGAAAUUCCCCUGAUCCGCCUGCCCAUGAAGCCACCUACCUUUAUAGGCACCCUCGCCUUCUUCGCGGGAAUGGCCUUGCUGUGUCUGGCGUUUCUUGUGUACCUAUGUGUGUCAUCCAGGAACCUGAGGCGCUCCCGGCAUACCCUGGACCACACAGUGGAUUCUGACUGAGCCUUGCAAAGCAGCUCCUGGGGCCCGAGGGCUGUCCAGAUCCAGUCUGGGUGGCACCAGACAAUGCAAGAGAAAUGCCCAUCUUCGGGAAACACAACUGAAGUCAAAUACCUAGGCGUGUGCCUCUCAGAUACUGAUUUAUGCCAAAGCCCUUCUUGGGGAGUCUCUCGGCUGUUCUGUGCACACUGCUCCUCCAGAGACCCCACGACCCACUUGCUGACCUCUUGGGGAACAGAGGAGAGACAGGCCAUCAAGGUGAGGCUCUUUAUUCCAAGUGUCCUAGAGGAGGAAGAAGCUGAGGAUACGACAGGUUAACAUUGAAGAGUUGACCUCAGGGCCCGGUUUGCGUUUUUCCUCCCUCUGAAAUGCCCUAUUCCCCCUGGCAAGUAUGGAAGCUGGCGGGUGCCCAUUAAGCAUUUGGCCCCAUCAGCUGUCUCAUUUAUGGCUUCCUCCCUUUGACCCUUAACUUUAAGACUUUCCUUUAGCAAUCCCAUAACCACUGAGCUCCCUCAGAUUGGUGGAAGACAGUAGUUGGGGGAGAAGACCCUUUUACCCCCAAGGAGAGUGGCCACAGUCAGGCUUCUGUCGUGCAGGCAGAACCUGAAGGACAGAGAUACACAGAAAGUUUCCCAGAAAACUGCUGGCUGUUCCCCAAACAGGAUUCUUGCUCAGGGCUCUGGUUGUUAGAUUACAGCCAGUGGUACCAUCACUGUCACCUCCCGUUCAUCUUGCUCUUGUCCUCUAUAAAACAUGUACUCCUAGCAAGGCUGUUGUGUUCUCGAUCGUUUUGCCUUUGCUAGGAUUUUGCGUAGGGCUGUCUUUCCAUUCUUAGCAUGGUGUGUACAUUCUGCCCACCGUUCUCACAGGUACAUGCUGUUGCAAGACAUCCUGUUCUACGAUAUGCUUACCAAUUACUUUCCUAGGUGGUAGGCUUCUCUGCACAGCAGUCAUUGAUCUUGACUUUGGGGAAAGAAAAGGAAGCUGCAGGGACAUUUCACUCCAAAGGGGGAUGGGAAAGAACUCCAGCAAGUCCAACGGCUACACACUAAAAAUCAACGUUAUUUCAGAUUUUGUUAGCUGAAGACAGAAUAAA
This is a messenger RNA of Rhinolophus ferrumequinum (greater horseshoe bat), 2781 nucleotides long. It is a transcript of the gene ENTPD3, whose product is annotated as ectonucleoside triphosphate diphosphohydrolase 3. NCBI's taxonomy places the organism in Eukaryota, Metazoa, Chordata, Mammalia, Chiroptera, Rhinolophidae. Gene Ontology annotation, cellular component: plasma membrane. Gene Ontology annotation, biological process: nucleoside diphosphate catabolic process. The coding region runs from base 108 to 1688 and encodes 526 amino acids. The transcript is spliced from 11 exons. The record is from RefSeq and is a predicted model, not a curated record. Gene Ontology annotation, molecular function: GDP phosphatase activity; UDP phosphatase activity.